CAGUUUAUUUUUUUCUUCAACGAGGAGCCACUUGGUAGUUCCAAAGAAACUGUUGGAAAUGCUAAUGUUGUGAAACUGACAUAUUCAAUGUUAUAAUGAUUAAUAGUUAAGUAAUGAGGUAUAUAAUUGUAUUGAGCAAUAGAAAUAACUUAUGGAAAAAUAUCUUUUAACAAGGAUGUUUACUCUAAUCCUCAUCAGCUUUGGAGAAUAGCUGUGAGACUUGACUUAAAGACUUUUGUCUUUUGACAGGACUUGACAUGGAAACAUUUGGGAUCUAUAAUUUAUAAAUAUAGGCUUCAUGUACUGGACUGAUGUAACUAACUAUUGGCCUUCAAUUUAAGUGAUACUUGGACAUGACAUGCUCACCAAGCUAAACUGCAAGAGCCUUUAAUCUUUUAUCCUUUCAUUAACACCAUUGCUCUUAUUUGCAUGUGCUUCAUAUGAACAUGGCUAAAAGUUAAUGGCUGAUUAAUGUCGUCUCAGCAGUGCACACCAGGAAUGUGUUAAUGUGUUUCCUUGUAGAAGUCUCUCUGUAAAAAACAAAAAGUGCAGUGAUAUUGUGGAACAAGUUAUUAGGGUAUUAUUGGUAAACAUUUUCUUAAAAAAUAUAGCUUUAACCUGUAAACUUGUGGUCAAGCAGUUACUGUGAUGCGUCUUCACAUGAGCUGACUGAGGUCUGAAUCCGGUUCCUUUUGUUGGCAGGAUCCUUGAUCAAACUAGCACACCCACUGACUGACGAGCCGCUGUCACAAGACGGGAGGGCGGAGUCACCGAGUCAGAGUCCGCGUCCGCAGCAGUACAACAGGGUGUGGAUACCAGAUGCAGAUCAUGUUUGGAAAUCAGCCGAGAUUAUGAGAGACUUUCAUAUUGGGGAUAAUGUUCUUGAAUUGCUUCUUGAAGAUGGCACUGAGCACUACUACCCAGUCGACCCAUCAAAACCACAACUGCCUCCACUCCGCAACCCAGACAUCUUGGUGGGAGAGAAUGACCUCACUGCUCUCAGCUACCUGCAUGAACCUGCAGUACUACACAACCUUAAAGUGCGAUUUGUGGAGUCCAGAAUCAUCUACACUUACUGUGGUAUUAUACUGGUGGCCGUAAAUCCAUACAAACAGCUUCAUAUCUAUGGAGAUGCAGUCAUUCAUGCCUACUCAGGCCAGAACAUGGGAGACAUGGACCCGCAUAUAUUUGCAGUGGCAGAGGAGGCUUACAAACAGAUGGCCAGAAACCAUAAGAACCAGUCUAUCAUCGUCAGCGGUGAAUCUGGAGCUGGUAAAACAGUUUCUGCUCGAUACGCAAUGAGGUACUUCGCUGUUGUGAGCAAAUCAGGAAGUAAAACUCGAGUUGAAGACAAAGUCCUGGCAUCCAAUCCUAUAACAGAGGCAAUAGGAAACGCCAAAACCACCAGAAAUGACAACAGCAGCCGUUUUGGGAAAUACACAGAGAUCAGCUUUGACAAGAGGUACCGGAUCAUUGGAGCGAACAUGAGGACCUAUCUCCUAGAGAAAUCCAGAGUCAUUUUUCAGGCAGACGACGAGCGAAACUAUCACAUAUUCUACCAGAUGUGUUCCUGUGCUCACCUGCCAGAGUUCAAACGUCUAAGACUGUUGAGUGCAGAUAAGUUCCGGUACACCUGCAUGGGCGGUGAGAUCACUAUUGAAGGUGUGGACGACAAGAAAGACAUGGAGGAGACUCAGCGGACCUUCUCACUGCUCGGGUUAAAAGAGGACUUUCAGUCAGAUGUGUUCAAAGUUUUGGCGGCCAUUCUGCAUUUGGGAAAUGUGGAAAUCAGAAACUCUGGAGAUGGAAAAUCAUCAGUUCCUCCCAGUGAUCCACACCUGGAAAUCUUCUGUGAGCUGCUGGGCAUAAGCGCUGAGGAGUUGGCGCGUUGGCUGUGCCACCGGAAGAUCGUUCUGGUGGCUGAGACGGUGGUGAAGCCAGUGCCCAAAGAGCGGGCAGUAAAUGCCAAAGAUGCCCUUGCCAAACAGAUCUAUGCCCAUCUGUUUGACUGUAUUAUUAACAGGAUAAAUACAGCACUAAAGGUUCCAGGAAAGCAACAUGCUUUCAUUGGUGUUCUGGACAUUUAUGGCUUUGAAACAUUUGACAUCAACAGCUUUGAACAGUUUUGUAUCAACUACGCAAAUGAAAAGCUUCAACAGCAAUUUAACUUGCAUGUGUUCAAGCUGGAGCAAGAGGAGUACAUGAAAGAGGACAUCCCGUGGACGCUGAUAGAUUUCUAUGACAACCAGCCGGUCAUUGACCUAAUAGAAGCAAAAAUGGGGAUCCUGGACUUGCUUGAUGAAGAAUGUUUGUUUCCACAGGGCACUGACCAAAGCUGGCUGCAAAAGCUGUUCAACUAUCUUCAUGCCAAUCCUCUGUUUGAGAAGCCGAGGUUAUCAAAUGAUGCAUUUGUGAUUCAACACUUUGCAGAUAAGGUGGAAUAUCAGUGCAGAGGUUUUCUUGAAAAGAACAGAGAUGCUCUCUAUGAUGAACUGGUUGACACUAUGAGAGUCAGUAAGUUUCCUUUCCUGGCCAACUUUUUCCGAGAGGAGGGGCAAAGCACUGUGAACAGUAAAGGUGUCAAAGUGAGGCCUGCCAGGCCUGGAGUGAAACCAGCCAAUAAACAGCUGAGAACCUCAGUGGGAGAUAAGUUCUGCAGCUCCCUCUCUUUACUGAUGGAAACACUGAAUGCUACCACCCCACACUAUGUACGCUGCAUUAAGCCCAAUGAUGAAAAGCUCCCAUUUGAAUAUGACUCCAGGCGGGUGGUGCAGCAGCUGCGAGCCUGUGGAGUCCUUGAAACUAUUCGUAUCAGUGCACAGAGCUAUCCGUCCAGGUGGACAUACAUUGAGUUUUACAGCCGAUACAGUAUCCUAAUGUCACAUCUGGAGGCUGACCUCAGUGACAAGAAACAGACCUGCAAGAAUGUGCUGCAGAGGUUGAUUCAGGACCCCAACCAGUUCAAGUUUGGUCGGACAAAGAUCUUCUUCCGAGCCGGUCAGGUAGCUUAUCUUGAGAAGCUGCGUCUGGACCGACUGAGAGGAGCCUGUGUGACCAUCCAGAAACAUGUCCGCGGGUGGAGCCAGAGGAGGAAGUACCUGCGUAUGAGACAGGCUGCCAUCAUCAUCCAACAGUACAUCCGUGGGGAGAGGACAAUCCGUAAAACUGUGAGUGCUGCAACAUUGAAGCAGGGCUGGGCAUCAGUGGUGAUCCAGAGAUACUGGAGAGGUUACCGCAUGAGACAGAUUUACCAGUUGGUCCGUCUGGCCUCCAUCACCAUCCAGGCCUUUACACGAGGUUGGAUGGCCCGUAAACAGUACAAGAAGAUGAUGGAGGAGCAGAAAGCUCUGAUACUACAGAAGUAUGCCAGAGCGUGGCUGGCACGACGGCGUUUUCAAACCAUGCGUCGGCUGGUUCUCAACGUUCAGCUCUCCUACAGGGUACAGAAGCUCAAAAAGAAGAUUGAAGAGCAGAGCAAAGAGAACCGUGGAUUGAUGGAAAGACUGACAAGCUUGGCCAAUUCCCAUUCUCAUACCGUGGACAGGCUUCAGGUUGUAGAGACACAGCUGGAAAAAUCAACCAACCAGAGGGCGUCUUUGGAGGCGAGAGAGAAGAAAGCAAAAGAAGAUGCUACUCUGACAACUGCCCAGCUCAAGAAAGAAAUAGAUGCUCUCAACCUUGAAAAGCAGAACUUGGAGAAGAAGUUUGAAACUUCCACCAAAGAGGCCAAAGAGAGCUUUGAUCAAACAAAGAGGGACCUCCUGGAGGAGAAAGAAUAUGAAGCAAGGCUCAGAAAAAUUGCAGAGAACAACGCUGAGAUCCAGAGACAGGACCAUGAGAAGGAGGUGGAAAAUCUGAAAGAGGAGAUUAAGAGAUUGAAAGAGGAGAGAGUCAGUCUGCACAGAAAGAUUGAGGAGGCGGGCCAGGUUAACUCUGACCUGCAGGAUCAGAACAUCCAGCUCACCAAACACGUCAAGAUCAUUCCCGAGCUACGCAGGGAUCUCAACAACCUGCAAAACCAGAGAAAUACCAUGGACCGAAAGAUAAAGCAACAGUCAGAACAAGCAAGAGCUAAAAUGGCCGAUAUUACGAGACGACUUCUUGGUGGUGUUGUCGAAGAAGAAGUUCUUUUGGGGCUAACUCCAGAUGACUCUGAGAAGAUUUAUGAAGUUGAAGAUUUGCUGGCAGCCUUCGAUGGGCUGCAGAAAGCAUCCAGAAUACUGGAAAACCACCAGAGGGAGCAGAAGGAGAGCUAUGAGACCCAGAUGGAGGGCUUGAAAUUGAAAGUGGACCACCUCCAAAAUGAGAACAGCAAGUUGCAAAGCCUGUUCCAGGAGAAAAGUAAUGUCAAUGAGAGCAUUCGCCAAGAAGUGUCCAGGCUCAGCAGCGAGAACUCAGUUAUUCCAGAGCUGAAACUGCAGGCUUCAGAGCUGCAGAGACAAAAACAAGAGUUGGAGGCCCGUAUAGAGGAGCAGAGCAGAGAACUAGAGGAAAAAACUGAGGAGAUCACUAGCAUUCUUCAAAGGAAGAUUAAAGAAGAGAGCUUACAACGCAGGCACUUUGAGGCGAAAGCUGAAGAGCUGGAGGAGCUGAAGAGGGAGCUUCAAGGCAGAUUAGAGGAGCUGGAAGAGGACAAUGAUCACCUGAAGAGACAGCUGCUGAUGGAGAUGGAGGCCAAGAACAAACUGAGACAGGAGACUUCACAGUUGACUGCUGAGAACAUGGACUUUGAAGAGCAGCUUGACCAGAAAGACAGAGUAAUAAGGAAACUCCUGAAUCAAAUAAAAAGCCUUGAAACAUCACAGAGAGCAAUGAAGCAAACAUCUACGCCUGCCACUCCCAAAGAUUACCUCGGCAUGUUGGAGUACAAGAGAGAGGACGAAUCCAGGCUCAUUCAAAACAUUAUUCUGGACCUGAAGCCCAAAGGUGUGGCAGUCAGUAUGAUCCCUGCCCUGCCUGCUAACAUCCUCUUCAUGUGCGUCCGCCACGCUGACUACCUGAACGACGAAUUCAAACUCAAGUCUCUUAUGAACGGGAUCAUCGGAGGUGUCAAAAAGGUCGUCAUGAAUUACCACAAAGACUUUGAGCUGCUGUCGUUCUGGCUCUCAAACACAUAUCAGCUGCUCAACUGCCUGAAGCAGUACAGCGGGGAGGAGGAGUUCAUGAAACAAAAUACUCCUCGCCAGAAAAAGAACUGCUUGAAGAAUUUUGACUUGUCUGAGCACAGACAGAUUCUCAGUGACCUGGCUAUUCAAAUCUACCAUCAGUUUCUCUCGGUCAUGGAGAAGACACUUACUCCUGCAAUAGUACCCGGUAUGUUGGAGCACGAGAGCUUACAGGGGAUUUCCAGCAUGAAGCCGACAGGCUUCAGGAAGCGGUCCAACAGCAUCUAUGAGGACUCGGAGACGCACACCAUCUCUACCAUCAUUCAGCAGCUCAGUGUCUUCCACUCCACUAUGAGCCAGCAUGGCAUGGAGCAGGGCCUCAUCAAACAGGCUGUCAAGCAAAUGUUCUUCCUUAUUGGUGCAACCACCCUCAACAAUAUCAUGCUCCGCAAAGAUAUGUGCUCCUGCAGGAAGGGAAUGCAAAUCAGGUGUAACAUCAGUUACCUGGAGGAAUGGCUGAAGGAGAAGGACCUGCAAAGCUCUAAUGCUAUAGAUACCCUGAGGCCGCUGUCUCAGGCCGCCUGGCUACUGCAGGUCAACAAGUCCACUGAUGAUGAUGCCAACGAGAUCACUGAAAAAUGCACUGAACUCAACCCCGUUCAGAUUGUCAAGAUUUUGAACUCCUACACACCCAUUGACGAUUUUGAGAAAAGAGUGACAUCGUCAUUUGUCCGUAAAGUUCAGUCAUUACUACAAGAUCGUGAAGGAUCCACACAGCUGAUGGUCGACUCGGAUUAUCGCUUCCAGGUCAUGUUUCCUUUCUGCCCAUCCUCGCAGGCUCUGGAGCUGCUGCAGGUCCCGAGCAGCCUUCAUCUGGGCUUCCUAACCAGGAUCUGAAAACCUUCAACCCUUUACUUCCCAUGACUGAAUGAUAGUCCAGUGGCCUAUGACUGUAUUUUAUUGUAAAUUUAAAAAAAUAUGUGAACACUUUAAAUAAACAAUGAACACUAAAUGUAUAUUAAAAUCCUAUUUUUAUUUAGGAUUUUUUGAAAUACGUAGGUCAUGUCCCCCAAUGCACAACCUCCAAAAGGAAAUCAUUUUUAUAAUAAUUUAUUUUAUUUUCAGAACUUAUUUCUUCACACAUUUUUAAUAGAUCUGCAAUCACUAACGAUUAAUUAUUCUAGGAUACUUCCAAUGUUUUUCAGGCCAAGAAACCCUUAGCUGAAAUAGAGAUCGAGCAAGGACCCCUUACUACAUGUAUGGAAUUGAGUUGCAUGUUAAUCUGGGCCUACAAUAACGUGUAGGGCAGCCUAAAGUGCCAUGUAUAAACAUAUCCCUUUAUGGUGUAUACAAUGCUUAGCUAUUAAAAUAAGAAUUAUUAGUAAAUUCUCUUUUUUACAGCAUGUUUGUUUCUGAGGUGAAUGUUAUGUCAGAGUGCUGUAGAAGUUAAAAAACGAUCUAAUGUGGCUCACAAGAAUGUGUGUAUACUUGAAAUACUAACACAGCUACUUGGCCAAUAUGUUUCAAUAAUACAUAAAUGCUGGCUAACAGAUUUGCCUCAUGGACAGGUGCUGCACAAUGAUUUUGUUUUAACAGUGUGUAAUGUGUAUUUUUUGACAGAUUUUUAAUUUUAUUUUUAAAGAAACCUCUCUAAGUAAAACUUAAAUCACAUGAUCAAACAAUAAUUUUAUGCCUCUUCCCUGCAUUAAAUAACAGGACCCUCUUGGGGUCACAGACCCCCUAUUGAAGACCCAGGGAUUAUUUGAUCCACAGAAAAUUAAAGCAGCAACUAUUUUUAUUAUUGACUAAUUAUUUAAAUCAUUUUUCAAUCAAAACUCCAACCUUUCUCUGGUUUCAGUUGCUCCAGUGUGAGUAUUUGCUGCAUCUUUUGUUGUUGUUGUUGUUGUUGUUGUUGUUUUAAUUAUUGUAAUUGGUAUUGCUAUUUCAAAGUACUCGGGCGUGGAAUUUAAUAAUUUCUUUAAUAUUUUUUUUCUGGAUAAUAAGAAGCCAAAUUUAAAUAUAAUGAAUCAAUUAAACACACCCCAUUUAAGGACAUAACCCCAGUAUUGUCAGCUCUGUUGUAAUGUAAAAGUGGAAUUAUUAAAACUCAUCAAUAUGUUUAAUCAUUAAAAAUAAUACUAAUAACAAAUAUCUUUAUAUAU
Messenger RNA from Plectropomus leopardus (leopard coralgrouper), 7267 nucleotides. RefSeq names its product myosin VC (gene myo5c). Gene Ontology annotation, molecular function: actin filament binding; ATP binding; microfilament motor activity. Lineage: Eukaryota; Metazoa; Chordata; Actinopteri; Perciformes; Serranidae. Gene Ontology annotation, biological process: actin filament organization. The record is from RefSeq and is a predicted model, not a curated record. Gene Ontology annotation, cellular component: actin cytoskeleton; membrane; cytoplasm.